AUGCCUGUAACGAGGUCCACGACAGGGAGGCUACAGCGCGGCGGCCUAGAACAGAGGCCUACAGAAGAAUCGUCGGCCGCCGGCGCCACCGCCUCCACCGCCACCGCUACAGACUCCGACAUGCACACGCCGUCAACCGCCGUGACAGCAUCGACAUCGACGGGUGUGUCCAUCGGAGUAACGCCGCCGCCCUCCACUGCCGCGAGGGUGGUAACAGCUGCUGCCGGAACGCCCUCCCCACCGUCAUGCAUUCGGGCUACUCCGCCAGCGUCUACAGCAAGAUCGAAGGCCAAGUCAUUGAAGGCACGCCGCAUCGCUGAAGCGAAGGAAGAAUUAGCACGUCGUCGAGUUGAAAUUGCCGAAGCGAAAGAAGAAAUAGCACGUCGUAAAGCUGAACUCGCCGCCGCCCGGCUCGCAGUUAUUGAAGCUGAAUCCGACACCGACGACGACGACGGCAGCAUCAGUACCGAGAUGGGGAGUACACUCAAGGUCGACACGUGGCUCGAAACACAGCCGCACGACGUGGCCAUCAAGAACGAGCCUCACUCCGCGUCAGCAGCACCACCGCCAACCGAAGCUGCUGCCACCACCUCCGUCGACCCUGCCUCCACUGCCACCGUCCCUGUCGCUCAGCUGCGGGAAAGCGACUCUGUGGGCCUCACCGCCCUCGCCGAGGCUAUCGCUCUGGCUGCAAGAGCCGGGGCGACACCGCUACCGCCUCUGCGUCACAUCAGCGAGCUACCGUACUUCAGCGGCGCACCGCACGAGUGGCUACAGUUCAAGACCGCCUACUAUGAGUCUGCCGCUUCACUCGCGCCCUGCGACAACAUGGGGCGCUUACGACGAUGCCUGAAAGGAAGAGCGAAGGAAGCUGUCAGCCGCCUGCUCAUCACCAGCACGACGCCCGAAAACGUGAUGAAGUCACUUGAAUUGUGCUUCGGGCGCCCAGACAGCAUCGCGCUCGCCGAGCUCCAACGUCUGCGGGCACUACGCCGGCCUGUGGACAACGCUACAGAAUUCUGCUUCUUUGCCAAUGAAGUAAGCAACAUCGUAACGGUACUGCAAGAGCUGCACCGCGACCGCUACCUCAACAAUCCCGAGAUCACGCAGCUCACAGUCGAGAAGCUCACCUCCGCUCACAAGCUUCGCUGGUACGACUUCUCCGCCGCACAGUCACCUGAGGAACCAGACCUGCUGAAGCUCAGUCGAUUUCUCACUCGGGAAGCUUACAUCUGCAUGCCGCACGCACACGAGAAGACGCCAAGCAGUGCCUACGAAUCGAAGAAACAGCAGCCGCCGCACCGCGCACAAUGGACAUAUGCAACAACAGAACAGAAACCUACGUGUCCAGUGUGCUGCAACAGGGGCCACAGCCCAACAGAAUGCCGCAAGUUCGUCGAGAGUGACGUCGACUCACGCUGGCACCUAGCGAAGCAGAGAAGGCUCUGCUUUAGCUGUCUACGCUACCGCAGCAAGACGCACCGAUGCAGAAAGAAGAAAUGUGAUGUCGACGGCUGCGAGAGGUUACAUCACCGACUGCUACACUUCGUGCGCAAAGAGCCAGAAGCCAAUAAAACGGAAGCAGUCGCCUCUACGUGGACACCGAAGCGAACGAAUGCGUAUCGUAAAAUAGUAAAGGUCCAAGUCUCCGGACCGGCGGGAGUGGUCGACACAUGCGCGCUCUUAGACGACGGAUCUACAGUAACGCUCAUCGACAGUCAAAUCGCACAGAAGAUUGGAGCCAGGGGGCCCAUAGACCCUCUCUACAUAGAAGGAGUCUCCGACACAAGCGUCGACGAGUCCGCAUCGCGUCGCGUCUCACUCACUGUCACGGGUGCGAGCGAGACGCACACAGUCAACGCACGCACAGUACAGAAGCUGCACCUCGCCGCACAGCGUGUCACCGAGCAAGACCUCGCCGGCUGCCCUCACCUGGAAGACAUCAAGCACGAGCUGAAGGACACAGGCAUGAAGCCAGGCCUGCUCAUCGGACAAGACAACUGGCACCUGCUGAUGGCGGCGGAAGUGCGAGCGGGACAGCGACACCAACCAGUGGCUUCACGCACACCACUGGGCUGGGUGUUACACGGUGCACACACACGCACACUGGGACAGCGUGUGCACUACGUCAACAACAUCGUCAGCAUCGAAGACAGAAUGGAUGAGCAGCCGAAGAGACACUUCGCGCUCGACUCACUGACGAUCACACCGAAGAUACUGAAGCUUGACACUGAACAGCGAAGACUCCAGGACCCCACUACCUGGCACGGCGGUCAAGGUCGGAAACGUCGUCAUGGUGGCAGACGGCAACCUACCGCACAACACGUGGCCGAAAGACGUGGUCACAGUUGUCUACCUCAGAGAAGACAUCGCACGAGCAGUCGACGUCCAGACCAACGGAAGGACCUUCAGAAGACCGACCAAGCAGCUGGUGAUCCUGCCUACAGCUCCAGUCGUUCCGACCGAUGA
Plutella xylostella (diamondback moth) is the source of this 2469-nucleotide messenger RNA. The record is from RefSeq and is a predicted model, not a curated record. Lineage: Eukaryota; Metazoa; Arthropoda; Insecta; Lepidoptera; Plutellidae.